Condylostylus longicornis is the source of this 951-nucleotide messenger RNA. RefSeq lists its product as uncharacterized. The record is from RefSeq and is a predicted model, not a curated record. The transcript has 4 exons. Gene Ontology annotation, molecular function: phosphatase activity. NCBI's taxonomy places the organism in Eukaryota, Metazoa, Arthropoda, Insecta, Diptera, Dolichopodidae. The coding region runs from base 1 to 951 and encodes 316 amino acids. Gene Ontology annotation, cellular component: cytoplasm.
AUGAUAUCUGUGUCAAGAAGAUUUGUGACAUAUUUAAGAAGUAAAACGUAUGAUAAAAAAUUAAGAAAUAUUUUGGAAUUAGAUAAAAGAGAGAAACAAAAAUUUUUGGAUUCAUUUGACAUGGUGUUAUCAGAUUGUGACGGUGUUCUUUGGCAUGUAAAUGAUCAAAUAAAAAAUUCUGGAUUAGCAUUAAAUCUUCUUAAAGAUGCUGGUAAAACUUGUCAUCUAGUUUCUAAUAACUGUUUACGUUCCGAAAAUGAAUAUUAUGAUAAGUUAACACAAAUCAAUGUGAAAAAUAUUUCUGAAAUAGAAGUUGUAACACCAAUUAAAUCAGUCAUAAAUUAUUUGAAAAAAAUUGAUAUGAGAAAACCGAUAUACACAAUCGCUGAUAAAUAUUUCAAUGAAUUAUAUGAAAAUGUACAACAAUUUGUCAAUGAUUUACCAGUAAAAGAUGAAGUUGGUGCUGUUAUUUUUGAUAUUGAUUUAAAUUUAAAUGUUGCGAAAUUAGAUAGAGCAAAUAAAUAUUUACAAGAACCGAAUUGUUUAUUUAUGGUUGGUGCAUGUGAUUAUGUAAUACCAUUAAAAGAAGAUUUAAAUGUUAUUGGACCAGAAAUAUUUAUAAAUUUAUUAAGAAAAUUAUCUAAUAAAAGACCAUAUGUUUUAGGAAAACCAGGUGUUCUUUUAGCUGAAUAUUUAUUUGAACGUUUUAAUAUUAUUGAUCCAAAACGUGUUCUAUUUAUUGGUGAUAAUUUGGUUCAAGAUAUUGGAUUUGCAUUAAAUAAUGAUUUUCAAGCAUUAUUAGUUCUAUCAGGUGCUUCAAAUAAAGCUGAUGUUCAACAAUUGCCGGAAGUAAAACAACCACAUUAUUUUGCUAAUAGUAUUGUAGAUUUUGUUGAAUUUUUUAAUGGAGUAUUAGCAUUAAAUAAUGAUAAGGAUAAUUUAAUUUCAUGA